Messenger RNA from Dicentrarchus labrax (European seabass), 2808 nucleotides. RefSeq names its product dopamine receptor D2 like (gene drd2l). Gene Ontology annotation, biological process: adenylate cyclase-activating adrenergic receptor signaling pathway. The coding region runs from base 305 to 1774 and encodes 489 amino acids. The transcript has 8 exons. Gene Ontology annotation, cellular component: presynaptic membrane; glutamatergic synapse. Gene Ontology annotation, molecular function: G protein-coupled receptor activity; dopamine neurotransmitter receptor activity, coupled via Gi/Go. NCBI's taxonomy places the organism in Eukaryota, Metazoa, Chordata, Actinopteri, Moronidae. The record is from RefSeq and is a predicted model, not a curated record.
CUCCUCUCCUCUCUCCUCCUCUCUCCAACUAUUUCCAUCCUCCUCCUCCUCCUCCGCGGCUGUCUCCCGCCGCGCUGACCCGCUGUCGACCACCGACCAGAGAGAGGCGGGGGACUGUACUAACGUUACCGAGGAGCGGGGACUUAAUGGGCGUCUGCGCGGACCGUGCACCGACCGAGGUCAAGGUGGGAGGUUCGGCAGUAAAUUGCUCGACUGGACGCUGAAGCCUGACGGAGAGGAGAGCGGACCUGACUGUGAGCAGCUGUACCGGGAGAGGCCUGACCAUGUCCACUGGAGCAAGAUCAUGACUUUACUCAAUGAGUCAGACGAGUCCUCCCCUCCCUCCUUCCCUCUCUCCUCCCUUGAGCACAAUUUAUCCGUCUUCGCCACCCAUGGCCCUUCAUACUCCCCCAUAUCCUUCCCCACCUCCUCAUCCUUCUCGCUGACGUCCUCCAACUGCACCAGCUCGUCGUCAGCCACCUCUCCUCCGUACAACUUCUACGCCGUGCUGCUGGUGCUGCUGAUCUUCUGCGUGGUGUUCGGUAACGUGCUGGUGUGCGUGGCAGUGUCGCGGGAGCGCGCUCUGCAGACCACGACCAACUACCUCAUUGUCUCGCUGGCUGUGUCCGACCUGCUGCUGGCCACGCUGGUCAUGCCCUGGGGCGUGUACCUGGAGGUGGUGGGAGAGUGGCGCUUCAGUCUCAUCCACUGUGACAUCCUGCUCACCCUGGACGUCAUGAUGUGCACCGCCAGUAUCCUCAACCUCUGUGCCAUCAGCAUUGACAGGUACACAGCUGUGGCCAUGCCGAUGCUCUACAACACCAGAUACAGUUCCAGGAGGAGGGUGGCAGUGAUGAUUGCUGUGGUCUGGUUUCUCUCUUUUGCCAUCUCCUGCCCUUUGCUGUUUGGACUCAAUAACACAGCCAGCCGGGAAGGCACCACGUGUAGCUUUGCCGAUCCGGCCUUCGUGGUGUACUCCUCUGUGGCUUCCUUCUACGUUCCCUUCAUCGUAACUUUGCUGGUGUAUGCGCAGAUCUGCGUGGUGCUGCGCAGACGAGGCAGACGCACCGCCCCGCCGCGCAGACACGGCCUGCACACACAAGGCGGGGCUGAGGCAGGAGACGGUCAUCGACACAGGAAGAAUAAGUGUACACAACCAGAGGAUGUGAAGUUGUGCACCCUGAUCCUGAGGCCUGCCACUGCCGGCCCACAGCGCAAGAAAGUGACCCUGGUAAAGGAGGCCGUGGUUCAUCCCCUCGAAGUCGAGCCGGGUCAGUUCCUGCCUCAGAUGGAGCAGAGCCUGGCUCCCCCUCCUGCCCCCCAGGCUUCCCACGCGGGACGGGCCAGGAUCUCCCUGGCUAUCUCAGUUGGACCUGCCCCGGUUCUUCCCUCAACCGUGACGAGAUCGGCCCUGAUGCCUCGCCCCCCAACCCUGGAGGACGGCAUGAGAGGCCGUGAGGGAUGGAGGGAGCGUAGCGGAGGCAGAGAGAGAUGGGGGAUUACCAAGGAGAGGGUGAGAGGGAGGUUGUCACAGCAGAAGGAGCGGAAGGCAACGCAGAUGCUCGCUAUUGUGCUCGGUGUGUUCAUCAUCUGCUGGCUGCCUUUCUUCUUAACACACGUGCUCAAGGCCCACUGCAGGAGCUGCUGUAUCUCGCCCUCACUGUACAGCGCUGUCACCUGGCUGGGAUACCUCAACAGCGCCGUCAAUCCUGUCAUCUACACCACUUUCAACAUCGAGUUUCGCAAAGCCUUCAUCAAGAUCCUGCACUGCUGAGAGCUGGAGAGAUGAGACGCAUCAACUGUCAAGAAAAAAAAAAACAGCCAGGCAUUGGUUUAAGAUCAGAGGUGAGAGAGUAGAAAGGAGGGGAGAGAGUAAAGAUAAAGAAUUGGGCUUGUUUUGACACAGAGGAGAAAGGGUGGGGGGUGGUGAGACAGUAGAUUGAGUGACUGAUGAGUUAAGUGAUACAAGCUUCAUGGAAAAUUUUAAGAUAAGGGAAACUGUAACCGGCAGCUCAGACAAGAAUGAAGAAAGACAGAAAUGACGGCACACAGCGGGAAUAAAAACUGUCAAAGGAAUUGCUUGACGAUCACAAAGAGAGUGUGUGGCAAGUAAAAGACAGCUACAAGAAACACAAACAAGGCUGGAGAUAAUAAUGGAAAAGAAGACAUGCGCUGCGUUGUGUACAUACAGUCUGAAAAAGGGAAUAUUUGAGGAUUGAAUAUCUCUCCCCAGCAUCUCAAGUGAAAGACUCCACAGAUGUGAGACUCCCGGAGACGUGACUGUUUUUCCGAUGCUUGAAUUGUGUCAGACUUUGGCUUGUAUUUUCUUGUAAUCUUGACAAACGCCAUCUUGUUAUUUGCUCGCAUGUGCUCGUCUUUCUCAGAGGACUGGAAUAAGUCAAGACAAAGAAAAAAAACUCCAUCACAGUCCAUCACAAAACUUUUAUUUUAGCCUCUCAUGCCCAAGGCGCGAACAUUUUUCACACGUUUUGAAAAACCACUGAAGUUACAUCAAGGUAGAAUUAUUGAUCUUGUGAUUGAGUGCAUCUACGAAAUCAACAGACAGCGGAGAGAGCUUUUAUCUCAUUUAAUGUGUACAUUUGUCGCUUUAAAUGUGUGUUUUAUGUGUGCAUACAUGUAAAUACAUUUGGUGUUGUAAAUAAUCGUUUUACUAGGGUAGAAGAGGGAUCACAAAUAUUGUGCAGACAAUUGAUAAAAAAUAAUAGUAGUAAUAACAAUAAUAAUAAACUUUGUCUUUCAUUGCUUUUGUUGUUUUGAAAUAAAUAAUCACCAUCAUAAUGAAAUAAA